Messenger RNA from Aspergillus uvarum CBS 121591, 3015 nucleotides. Its product is annotated as non-ribosomal peptide synthetase. The transcript has a single exon. The annotation marks the transcript as partial. Gene Ontology annotation, molecular function: phosphopantetheine binding. The record is from RefSeq and is a predicted model, not a curated record. Lineage: Eukaryota; Fungi; Ascomycota; Eurotiomycetes; Eurotiales; Aspergillaceae.
GGCCUGGCCCGCCUACUACACCAGCAGGUGUGUGAGUCCGGUGCGGUAACUGCUAUCGAAGAGGGUGAACACUCGCUGUCCUAUGCGGAUUUACACCAGAAGGCCCUCGCCUUGGCCUUGCAGAUUGAGGCGAUCACCGAGGGCGACACGGCCCCAAUUGGCAUUCUCAUCCCCCGAGCCCUAAACCACGUUCUUUGCCAGGUCGCCGUCAUAUACUCCGGCCGGGCUUGUGUGCCUCUCGACGACAAGCUGCCCGACAGCCAUCUGGCGAGUAUGCUGGAGAAUCUAAGCUCCACUCUCGUACUCACCGAUGCCACUCGCCAGCAUCGCCUCCCGUCUUUCCGUCGUCUCUCGGUCGACCACACCGCGCUGUCCACCGGAGCUCUCCAGGGCGGCGGCCAGCCGAUCUUCCGCGAUGGUCGCAACUGCUCUCAUGUCUUGCACACAUCCGGCACCACGGGGAAACCGAAAGCCGUGGAGGCGAUGGCUGAGGGCCUGAUCAACCUGUGCCUUGACCCGGCCGAUCUCAUCCGCCGCGGGCAGCGGGUGGGCCACGGAUCCAGCGUGAUCUUCGAUACCUCGCUGGUCGAAAUUUGGGGGACGCUGCUCCGCGGGGCCACCAUGGUCGUCAUCCCCUCCGAGACGGUGCUCGACCCGGUUGCCCUACGCGCCCUGAUAAGAACAGCGGAGCUCAAUGUCAUGCAACUGACCACCUCUCUGCUCACGGUGACGGCUUUCUCCUGCCCCGACGCCUUUGCGACCCUCGACACCCUCAUCACCGGCGGGGAAGCCAUCAACUGCAAGAUCAUCCGCUCCAUCUUCAAGGCGGGAGCCCCUGGUCGAAUCAUUAACGGCUAUGGCCCAACUGAAUGCAGCAUCUACACCCUGUGGCACACCGUCGCUGAAGAGGAGGCGCUGCGUGGGGCCAUCCCCGUGGGCAAGGCAUUCAACAACAUCGAGACCUUCCUGGUCACCGAAGAGGGUGUCCGUGCCCAGCCCGGAGAGGUUGGCGAGCUGCUAGUCGGCGGACCCGGAGUGGCUCGUCGCUACAUCGGCAAUCCCGAGAAGACCGCCCAGGCGUUUGUGCGAAUGCCGCAGCUGAAGGCGCGCUCGACCCGUGGACCGGGCCAUUUGUACCGCACGGGGGAUCUGAUGCGUGCAGACCCCAACGGGGAUCACUUCUAUCUGGGUCGCAAGGACAACCAGGUGAAGAUCCGUGGGCAGCGAGUCGAGCUGGAGGCGCUCGAGGCCAAUCUUCUGGAGACGCGGCUGGUGAGCGCGGCGGUGGUCAUCAAGAUCACCCCGGAGGAAGUCGACAAGGGCCAGUUUCUGCUGGCCUACUGCGUGCCCACCAGUCCCGACGUGCCUGAGGGCGCGAUUCUGCGGGCGUAUAUCGAUCGCUCCCCCCAUCUCAUGGUCCCACGAAUCCAGCUGAUUGCCACCCUCCCGCUCAGCGCCACCGGAAAGGCCGACCGCAAAGCCCUGGAGCAACAGUACUACGACACGCUGCAGCGAUCGCGGGCACGGGCGGCGAACGUCGUGAUUGACGCGGACGAUGUCGCUGCUCAACUGGAGCGGAUCUGGCUGGACGUGUUCGGUCUGCCGGACGAGCGCCUCGCUCCCACCGCCGACUUCGUUGCUCUCGGGGGGACCUCCCUUAUGGCCGCCACCAUGAUCACCCGUCUCAAUAAGGCCCUCGGGGUCUCGGUCCGUGCCGCGAUGCUGUACGAGAACCCCACUUUCGAGCAGCUGGUGCCCCUGUUGAUGCGACUGCAGGCGGAGGGUGAUGUGGAUCAGUCCGCCCGCACCGAGCAGGAAAUCUGGCUGCAGGACUCACAGCUGGGCCAGACCCUGCAACCUCGCGCGGACGGGUUGCCCGUGCCCCAAUGGCAGAGCCCUGGGGAGGGGCGGAUCUUCCUGACCGGGGCCACUGGCUUCGUGGGGAUCCACCUGCUGGUCAGCCUCAUCCAGCGGGAGGAGGUGCAGCAGGUGGUCUGCCUGGUGCGGGCCGCCGACGACCGAGCGGCGCUGCUGCGUCUGCAGAAGACGGCGGCCAAGUACGGGCUCAACCUGGAGGGCCAGAAGAAGGUGGUGGCGUUGGCGGGCAACUUCGCCCUGCCGCGAUUGGGGCUGGCUGAGGCGCAGUACGACCACUGGGCGCGCUGGUCGAGCGUCAUCUUCCAUUUGGGCGCCAAGGUCAGCUAUGUCGCCCCCUAUACCUCGCACCGCGCCGAGAAUGUGAUCGGGACGUUGGAGAUGCUGCACUUUACCAACCACGGGCGGCUGAAGGCGAUGCACUACUCCUCGACUAUCGCCGCCUACGGGCCCACGGGCUACGUGACCGGGGCCAAAUUCCUGCCCGAGGACGAGCGGCCGGCCUCGCACCUGGCCGCGCUGCACUACGACACCGGGUACGCGCAGAGCCAGUACGUGGCGGAGGCGAUUGUGUGGAGCGCCAUCGACAACGGGUUCCCCGUGGCCGUGUAUCGCCCGGGCUUCGUUCUCGGCCACAGCCAGUCCGGGAUAUGCAACCCGGACGACUUCGUGUCGCGCGUGUUCAACAGCUGCAUGUCCAUGGGUGAGUUUCCUCUGCUGCCGGACCAGCGAAAGGAAUUCGUCCCCGUCGACUUUGUCGUCGAAGCCAUGCUGCACGUUUCGCGGUCCGCGGGCAACCUCGGCCACGCCUACAACCUGGUCCAGCCCGACUUGGUCAACGCCAUCGACAUCGACCGCAGUUUCGAGAUCCUCCAGCAGAUCUCGCCGCACCCGCUGCGGGGGGUGCCGUACGUGGAUUGGGUCAAUUCGCUCUCGCUGCGGUUGGACGACCCCCUGCACCCGCUGACCCCGAUGUUGAAGGAGACCGUCCUGGGCGACAAGACGCGCUGGGAGGUCUACGAGAAGAUGGCCGAAUACGGCCGCGACAACAUCCGCCGCGCGCUGCAGGACGCCCCCGCGGUGCUGCAUUGCGAGCCCAUCGCCGUCAUCUUUGAGCGCUCACUGAAGAGCUGGAUGCCC